This is a messenger RNA of Suncus etruscus (white-toothed pygmy shrew), 10638 nucleotides long. RefSeq names its product bromodomain PHD finger transcription factor (gene BPTF). Gene Ontology annotation, molecular function: RNA polymerase II cis-regulatory region sequence-specific DNA binding. The transcript has 30 exons. Gene Ontology annotation, biological process: regulation of transcription by RNA polymerase II. Bases 14 to 8557 code for a protein of 2847 amino acids. The record is from RefSeq and is a predicted model, not a curated record. Gene Ontology annotation, cellular component: NURF complex. Lineage: Eukaryota; Metazoa; Chordata; Mammalia; Eulipotyphla; Soricidae.
CUAUCCCGAGGAUAUGGAGGAGGAGGAGGAGGAGGAGGACGAUGAGGAUGAUGCGAGCUACUGCACCGAAAGCAGCUUCAGGAGCCACAGCACCUACAGCAGCACGCCAGGCAGGCGAAAACCCAGAGUCCAUCGGCCUCGAUCUCCAAUAUUGGAAGAAAAGGACAUCCCGCCUCUUGAAUUCCCCAAGUCCUCUGAGGAUUUAAUGGUGCCUAACGAGCAUAUAAUGAAUGUCAUCGCCAUCUAUGAGGUACUGCGGAACUUUGGCACCGUCUUGCGGUUGUCCCCUUUCCGCUUCGAGGACUUCUGCGCGGCACUGGUGAGCCAGGAGCAGUGCACCCUGAUGGCGGAGAUGCACGUUGUGCUCCUGAAGGCCGUCCUUCGGGAGGAAGACACCUCCAACACUACCUUCGGACCCGCCGACCUCAAGGACAGUGUCAACUCCACACUCUACUUCAUAGACGGGAUGACGUGGCCUGAGGUGCUGCGGGUGUACUGUGAGAGCGACAGGGAGUACCACCACGUCCUCCCGUAUCAGGAGGCCGAGGACUACCCAUACGGACCAGUCGAGAACAAGAUCAAAGUCCUGCAGUUCUUGGUCGACCAGUUUCUGACCACCAAUAUAGCCCGCGAGGAGUUGAUGUCGGAAGGGGUGAUCCAGUACGAUGACCACUGCAGGGUUUGUCACAAACUGGGGGAUUUGUUGUGCUGUGAGACGUGCUCGGCCGUCUACCACUUGGAGUGUGUGAAGCCGCCUCUCGAGGAGGUGCCCGAGGAUGAGUGGCAGUGUGAGGUCUGUGUAGCACACAAGGUGCCUGGCGUGACUGACUGUGUUGCUGAAAUCCAAAAAAACAAACCGUAUAUUCGACACGAGCCCAUCGGAUAUGACCGAAGUCGGAGGAAAUACUGGUUCCUAAACCGAAGACUCAUAAUAGAAGAAGAUACCGAAAAUGAGAACGAAAAGAAAAUUUGGUACUACAGCACAAAGAUCCAGCUUGCAGAAUUAAUUGACUGUCUAGACAAAGAUUACUGGGAAUCAGAACUCUGCAAAAUUUUGGAAGAAAUGCGUGAAGAAAUCCACCGGCACAUGGACAUCACGGAAGACCUGACCAAUAAGGCCCGGGGCAGUAACAAAUCCUUCCUGGCGGCAGCUAAUGAGGAAAUCUUGGACUCUAUUAGAGCUAAAAAGGGUGAGAUUGAUAUUGUCAAGAGCCCAGAAGAAACAGAAAAGGACAAGAGUGAGACUGAGAGCAGCUCCAGAGAUGCCGAGAAAGGCAGGGAGGAGCAUGACGACCAGUCCCUGGACAAGGACAGCGAGGACCAGACACCUGCCGAUGAUCCUGAGCAAGGAAAAGCUGAGGAGCCCACAGAAGUUGGGGAUAAAGUUAACUCUGUGGCAGCAAAUCUUGGCGACAACACAACCAAUGCUUCUUCAGAAGAGACUAGUUCCUCCGAAGGGAGGAGCCCCGUGGGGUGUCACUCAGAACCCCCCGAUAGCAGCAACAUGGCAAAGAAGAAGGUGGCAUCUGAGCUCCCCCAGGAUGUGCCAGAAGAACCUAACAGGACAUGUGACAGCAGUAACACUAGUGCUACCACUGCCUUCAUCCAGCCUAAUCUGGAAAACAGUAACAGCAGCAGUGAAGUAAAUCCCUCCCCGAGUGACUCUGCUAAGGCAGCCGAUGAUCCUGAUCAUGGAGAAAGAGAGCCACACACACCUGUCUCUAGUCCCGAAGAGAUAGGUGAUUUCAAGUUAGAGAAGUCUAACGGGGAGAUCGGUGAAUCUCCGGGAUCUGGGCGAGGAGCAGCUGGUUCAACGCGGAUCAUCACCCGGUUACGGAACCCAGACAGCAAACUCAGUCAGAUGAAGAGCCAGCAGGUGGCGGCUGCAGCCCAUGAAGCUAAUAAAUUAUUUAAGGAAGGCAAAGAGGUACUGGUAGUUAACUCUCAAGGAGAAAUUUCACGAUUGAGCACCAAAAAGGAAGUGAUCAUGAAAGGAAAUAUUAAUAAUUAUUUUAAGUUGGGCCAAGAAGGGAAGUAUCGUGUCUACCACAAUCAAUAUUCUACCAAUUCAUUUGCUCUGAAUAAGCACCAGCACAGAGAAGAUCAUGAUAAAAGAAGGCAUCUAGCCCAUAAAUUCUGUCUAACACCAGCAGGAGAAUUCAAAUGGAAUGGUUCUGUGCAUGGCUCCAAAGUCCUUACCAUCUCUACUUUGAGACUGACUAUCACCCAAUUGGAAAGCAAUAUUCCUUCAUCCUUUCUUCAUCCCAAUUGGGCUUCUCACAGGGCGAAUUGGAUUAAGGCAGUUCAGAUGUGUAGUAAGCCCCGAGAAUUUGCACUGGCUUUAGCUAUUUUGGAAUGUGCAGUUAAGCCCGUUGUGAUGUUACCAAUAUGGCGGGAAUCUUUAGGGCACACCAGGUUACAUAGGAUGACAUCGAUUGAAAGAGAAGAAAAAGAGAAAGUGAAAAAAAAGGAGAAAAAACAAGAAGAAGAAGAAACAAUGCAGCAGGCUACCUGGGUCAAAUACACAUUUCCUGUUAAACAUCAGGUUUGGAAACAAAAAGGAGAGGAAUACAGAGUAACAGGAUAUGGUGGCUGGAGCUGGAUUAGUAAAACUCAUGUUUAUAGGUUUGUUCCUAAAUUGCCAGGCAAUACUAAUGUGAAUUACAGAAAGUCAAUAGAAGGAACCAUAAAUAAUAUGGAUGAAAAUAUGGAAGAAUCCGAUAGAAGGAAAAGUCCACGAAGUCCCAAAAAAAUAAAAAUAGAGUCUGAUUCCGAGAAAGUUGAGGUCAAAGAUUCCGAGUCCGAAAAAGGAAUAGACCAAAAUGAAAUGGAGAUUUCAAGGAUUACUGAGAAGGACCAAGAUGUCAAAGAAGUUUUGGAUUCUGACAACGAUAAAUCCUGUAAGGAAGAACCAAUGGAAGUAGAAUCCCAUAUAAAUUGUCAGAAAGACACUCAAGUAGAUGUGGUUAAUGUUAGUGAGGGUUUUCAUCUAAGGACUAGUUAUAAAAAGAAAAUUAAAUCCUCCAAACUAGAUGGACUUCUCGAAAGGAGAAUUAAGCAGUUUACACUGGAAGAAAAACAGCGCCUUGAAAAAAUGAAGAUGGAAGGUGGGACUAAGGGGCUAGGAACACCCUCUACAAGUUCUUUGAAAAGUCUCCCUGAGGUAUCAGGAACGAUGAAAACAAAAGAAGCAUGUCAGAGUGAUGGACUUAGACAAGAGACAAGUCCUGACGCUGCAAGUACUGAUAAAUCUGAAGACGUGACCCAGGAAUGCUCACAGAGUGAUUCCUUGGUUCUUGGAGUCGGUAAUUCUGAUCCUGCAACAAAUAAACAUUCUCUGAAAGAUCAAAUGCUAGAUGAUGGUUCCAUUCAGAAUCCAGAAACAAAAUGUCAGAAGCAAAAUUCUGUUGAAAACGAAAUGGACUUGAGUCCCUCAGAAACUGCCAGUGCAGGUCAGGAUUCUAUAAACACGAAAACAAAAGGAAGUGGCCUUCUCAUUGAGGAGGACUCGAAACUAGCCAGCACCAAUGAUAUCAGUACUUCGAUCUACAAGAACAAAAAAACACUCCUAGAGGAAGAUGUCGACACCAUGGUUUCUCCUUCCCAGAGUCUUUCUCCUUCACUUCAAUCAAUAGCUAAAAGUACUGGUGACAGAGAUACCCCACCUCUGUCAAAAGCUGUGGACUCAGAAGGAAAACUGGGGUGUGACUCUGAAUAUAACAGCACUUUGGAAAACAGUUCUGAUACCAUGUCUGUUCAAGACAGCAGUGAAGAAGAUAUGAUUGUCCAGAACAGCAGUGAGAGUAAUGCUGAGCAAGCUUGUGAAGACAUGCAGCCGUUGACGCAACAACUGGUUUCCGAGAAGCCCACUGGGAACUGCGCUGACAGGCUACAGGAUAAAGUAACUGAGGCAAAUGGUCAGAAGCUCGAGGAGAAACCAGUCAACAAAUGCAGUGACCCAGUAAACCUCAAAAAUCUCGCCGACAGAAAGAGCUUUGAACAUCAGGAAUCUGAAAGGCGAGGCCAGAAAGCUAGCACCUUUCAAGUAAAUGGGAGAGAGCACAAACCUAAAGGGUAUUUGAAAGGAGCCCCCGAGAGUAAAGAAGUGAGUUGUGAUGUUGAACCCAAGAUUAAUAACAUCAAUAAAGCUUUCCCUGACAAUGAGACGAAGACUUCGACCAUCAAAGAUGAUGCUGUGAAGCCUUUCAUGAAUGGUGACGUGGUCAUGGAAGAGCUGAAUGAAAAUAACAACUUAGAAACAAAACUGCGAUCAGCAGGUGGCGAAGGGGACUCCCGAGAGAGUCUCGAACCUGUGCCUCCUGGUAGGGAGUCUGGGAGUGAGCACCCCUCCAUGCCACCGCCACCACCUUCUUGUGCCACCAAUCAGGAGGAAGAUAUGGAAGUGGACACCUCAGAAACCAAGAAAACAAGUCCAUCUCCGGUUCCGUCGGGAGAGGAAUCAAACCUCAGCAAUGAUUUCAUUGGUGAGAACGGUCCACUUAUCCUCAAGGAUGAGAAUGUCAAUGGAGAACCGAGGAGGAAGACGGUCAUCACCGAAGUCACCACCUUGACAUCCACGGUGGCCACAGAAUCCAAGACUGUCAUCAAGGUCGCCAAAGGCGAUAAGCAGACUGUGGUCUCGUCCACAGAAAACUGUGCCAAAUCCACCGUCACCACCACCACCACCACGGUCACCAAGCUGUCCACACCGUCCUCGGACAGCGGUGUGGACAUUAUCUCCGUAAAAGAGCAGAGCAGAACAGUGGUCACCACGACGGUGACUGACUCGCUGACCACGGCAGGGGGCACGCUGAUCACAUCCAUGACCGUAAGCAAAGAGUACUCCACGAGAGACAAAGUGAAGCUCAUGAAGUUCUCGCGGCCCAAGAAGACGCGCUCAGGUACUGCUCUGCCAUCCUAUAGAAAGUUUGUCACUAAGAGCAGCAAGAAGAGCAUUUUUGUUCUGCCUAAUGAUGACUUAAAAAAAUUGGCCAGAAAAGGAGGCAUCCGAGAAGUCCCUUAUUUUAACUAUAAUGCCAAACCCGCCCUGGAUAUAUGGCCAUAUCCUUCUCCUAGACCGACCUUUGGUAUCACUUGGAGGUACAGGCUUCAGACCGUGAAGUCCUUAGCCGGAGUGAGCCUCAUGCUGCGGCUGCUGUGGGCCAGUCUGCGGUGGGAUGACAUGGCUGCCAAGGCCCCUCCAGGAGGGGCCACCACGCGGACAGAAACAUCUGAAACUGAAAUCACAACAACCGAAAUUAUCAAGAGGCGAGAUGUUGGUCCUUACGGCAUUCGAUCUGAGUACUGCAUUCGGAAAAUCAUUUGCCCCAUUGGAGUUCCAGAAGCACCUAAAGAAACACCGACCCCUCAGAGGAAAGGCCUUCGAUCCAGUGCCUUGCGGCCAAAGAGACCCGAGACACCCAAGCAGAGCGGCCCUGUCAUCAUUGAGACCUGGGUGGCCGAGGAGGAGUUGGAAUUAUGGGAGAUCAGGGCCUUUGCUGAGAGGGUGGAGAAAGAAAAAGCCCAGGCCGUGGAGCAGCAGGCCAAGAAACGACUGGAACAACAGAAACCGACAGUCAUCACCUCUUCGUCUUCCUCCCCAACAAACAGUACAACUAGUACCAUGUCCCCUGCACAGAAAGUGAUGGUGGCCCCCAUCAGCGGCUCAGUGACACCUGGAACCAAGAUGGUGCUGACCACUAAAGUGGGAUCUCCGGUAACAUUCCAGCAGAGCAAGAAUUUCCACCAGACCUUCGCUACCUGGGUUAAGCAAGGCCAGUCAAAUUCAGGCGUUGUUCAAGUCCAGCAGAAAGUCCUGGGCAUCAUUCCGUCGAGCACCGGUACGAGUCAGCAGACCUUCACUUCAUUCCAGCCCAGGACUGCGACAGUCAACAUCAGGCCCAAUACCUCAGGAGCCACAGGAUCCACGAGCUCUUCCCAAGUCAUCACAGGGCCUCAGAUCCGGCCCGGUAUGACGGUGAUCAGAACCCCACUCCAGCAGUCACCUUUAGGGAAGACAAUUAUCCGGACACCAGUGAUGGUACAACCAGGUGCUCCUCAGCAGGUGGUGACGCAGAUCAUCAGAGGGCAGCCUGUCUCCACUGCCAUCUCUACCCCCAACUCAGUUUCUUCGGCCCCGGGGCAGAAGGGAUUGACAUCAGGAGCACCCACAGGAAGUCUGCAGUCCUCAACCUCGCCAGCCCCUCGCCCACAGCAGGGGCAGGUGAAGCUCACCAUGGCACAGCUCACUCAGUUAACACAGGGGCACGGUGGCAAUCAAGGUUUGACAGUAGUAAUUCAAGGACAAGGUCAAACUACUGGACAGUUGCAAUUGAUACCUCAAGGUGUGACUAUACUUCCGGGUCCAGGACAGCAGCUGAUGCAGGCUGCGAUGCCAAAUGGCACUGUUCAACGAUUUCUCUUUACCCCGCUGGCAUCAACCGCCACAACAGCCAGCACAACCACCACCACCGUUUCCACUACAGCAGCAGGUACCAGUGAACAGAGACAGAGUAAAUUAGCACCCCAGACACAGGUGCAGCCUGGGAAGACCCUGCCACCCGCUCAGUCACCGGGCUUGAGUCCUCCAGAAACCCCGCUGCAGCCUGCCCAGCCUUCAGCACAGCCCCAGCCCCCAGCCCAGUCCCCAUCCCCAGCCCCGCCGGAAGCUCAGACUCAGCCUGAAGUUCAAACCACGACAGCCUUGGCCUCCCAUGUUCCUUCUGAAGCACAGCCCACCCAAGCACAGUCAUCCAAACCCCAAGGGGCAAUACAGUGUCCGCCUCAAAGCAGUGUCCAAGGACAGUCUCCUGUUCGCGUCCAGAGUCCACCACUGACUCGAGUCCGUCCGUCAACUCCAUCCCAAGUGUCUCCUGGACCGCAAGCCCAGGUUCCGCCCUCAGCCUCACAACCGAUUCCAAUUCAGCCACAUACAUCUCUCCAGAUACCUUCCCAGGGCCAGCCACAGUCACAACCCCAGGUACAGUCUUCACCUCAAACUCUUUCUUCAGGACACACGUUAAAUCAAGCCACUGUCUCAUCCCCGUCCUGUCCUCAGCUCCAAAUACAGCAGCCACAGCCCCAAGUCAUUGCUGUGCCUCAGCUGCACCAACAAGUCCAGGUCCUCUCCCAGAUCCAGCCGCAGGUUGUGGCUCAAAUACAGGCUCAGCAAGGUGGUGUGCCCCAGCAAAUCAAACUCCAGUUACCCCUUCACAUUCAGCAGAACAGUCGUGUGCAGGCGCACCAGAUUCAGAAUGUGGUUACAGUGCAGGCAGCCAGUGUGCAAGAGCAGUUGCAAAGGGUUCAGCAACUCAGGGAUCAGCAGCAAAAGAAGAAGCAGCAGCAGAUAGAAAUUAAGCGGGAACACACCCUCCAAGCUUCUAAUCAAAGUGAAAUCAUUCAGAAACAGGUGGUGAUGAAGCAUAAUGCUGUCAUAGAACAUUUAAAACAGAAGAAAACCUUGACUCCAGCCGAAAGAGAAGAGAAUCAAAGAAUGAUUGUCUGUAACCAGGUGAUGAAGUAUAUUUUGGAUAAGAUAGACAAAGAAGAGAGACAGGCAGCCAAAAAACGGAAGCGCGAAGAAAGCGUGGAACAGAAACGGUGCAAACAGAAUGCAACCAAGCUCUCCGCUCUGCUCUUCAAACACAAAGAGCAGCUCAAGGCGGAAAUCCUGAAAAAGAGAGCACUACUGGACAAAGAGCUGCAGGUAGAAGUGCAGGAAGAGCUCAGGAGAGACCUGAAGAUUAAGAGGGAGAAGGAGGCUGCGCAGGCCACGGCCGUAGCCGCCCCCACUCCCGUUCCCGCAGCGCCCCCUGCGCCUCCCGCCCCACCACCUUCACCCCCUCUGCCACCGCCCCCACUGCAGCACGCAGCGCCCCUAGCGACGGCCACGGCCACGGCCACGAUGCCCACCGUGGCCCAAAAGCGGAAGCGGGAAGAGGAGAGAGACUCCAGCGCCAAAGCCAAGAAGAAGAAAAUGAUCUCGACUACCUCAAAGGAAACCAAGAAGGACACGAAGCUUUACUGUAUCUGUAAAACGCCUUACGACGAAUCCAAGUUCUAUAUUGGCUGUGAUCGGUGUCAGAAUUGGUACCACGGGCGCUGUGUGGGCAUCUUGCAGAGUGAGGCAGAGCUCAUUGAUGAGUACGUCUGCCCGCAGUGCCAGUCCACGGAGGAUGCCAUGACUGUGCUCACGCCACUGACAGAGAAAGACUAUGAGGGGCUAAGGAGGGUGCUGCGCUCCUUACAGGCCCAUAAGAUGGCCUGGCCUUUCCUUGAACCUGUCGAUCCCAAUGACGCACCAGAUUAUUAUGGGGUGAUUAAGGAACCUAUGGACCUUGCCACCAUGGAAGAAAGAAUACAAAGACGAUAUUAUGAAAAGCUGACAGAAUUUGUUGCAGACAUGACCAAAAUUUUUGAUAAUUGUCGUUACUACAAUCCAAGUGACUCCCCAUUCUACCAGUGUGCUGAAGUUCUUGAAUCGUUCUUUGUACAGAAAUUGAAAGGAUUCAAGGCUAGCAGGUCUCAUAACAACAAACUGCAAUCUACAGCUUCUUAAAGUUCAGCGUGUUAAUCUAACAUAAAAACACGGCAAGAAUCUGGUUGUCUGAACUAUUUUAAAUUAAGGAGCCAGAUGUUUUCAGUCAGGUAAUCCUGACAGACUGACCUGAACUGCUUUGUUACUGGUCAUGACAGCUCAGUUAUAUUUUGGCCAAUUUUGUCCAGCGGACAAGGGAAAAAGCAAAGUCAACGAUACCAUUAUCUUGUCAAGAUCAAAUGGUUUUACUAUUGUGGCAGAAGCGGGGGAAACUUUGUUACUGAAAAAAAAAAAAAGAAUGCAAGAAAAAAAGAUAAUAUGGGGUCAAGUGUAACUCCAUGGAAAUGCCACAUCUGCUCUUCAGUGAAGAAGCUGGUUAGAGUCUCACCGGAAACUUUUGACUGUAUUUAUUUAUUGUUGCAAAACAAACAAAAACAAAGACGCUUUUUUAUCGCUGCCCUCAUUUGUCAGCUAAUUAUUUUUUCUUAUAAAAUCCAGCCCCGGUUCCACGUAAUCCAUUCUGUAUCUUAUCAUGAUUCCUGUAGGUAAAAGUACAAGACCACCUCUCGGUGUCUUUUCUUUCUAUGAAAGGAGCUGCUAUGUACACAUGUGCACACAUACAUGCGCACGCGCGCGCACACACACACACACACACAAACUGGGAAUCAACAAUGAGCUUGUUGUUCACGGUAGAUCAAAAUUAACGCUUGGAUAAUGGUUGGGCUCUGCCGGUCCUGGACUCGACUCCGCUGCCUUGUCUAGAAUAGUCCAGUUUGUCACUUACUCUGCACCAGGCUCAAAUGAGGAAAAUCUAUUUGAAGGUAUCUUGUUUGUAAACAUUUGUCAGAUUCUAAUUUUUUUUCUUUUUGUAUUAAAAAUAAAAUUCAACUAUGGAUGUAUAUGAAACGAAAUAAAUGGAGAUCCUCUUUCUCCCACAGAUGGUGUCUGUGAAUGCGCUAAUGAUUAUCUGUAAGCCUUUGCGGGGCAAGGGAGGGCUGCCAGGUAAAUGGAAGGAAGAAGAACUUUUAUUGUACCUGGGUUUUUCCAGGAUGCUUGUUGGCCCUUUGUUUUUAUGAUUCCUAACUAUUGUCAUCAUGUCUGCAGGGGUGCUAAUCCUGUCAUGUCGAUUGAUUCCACUAAUCAAAAUAGGAAAUGCAGUAAGGCGUUUCGUUCAUCUGCUCGGUGUCUGAUUGGAGGCAUAUGAUCAGUUACAGACAGUUUAUCUCAUGAAGGGCAUUUUUUUUAAGAUGACUUUAUCCUUUAUGUGUAUGUUUUUCCAUGUAUUUGUGGAGUUGUUUGGGGUUCCGCACACACACACACAUUUUUUUUUAAAUGUGUAAGCAGCAGAAGGGGAAAAUGCAAAUGGUGGAGAUAUGUUUUGCAUGUUUUUCCCUUCGGCAUUCUAACCUCACACAUGUCACUGAAUUGUAAUAAUAGCUUCUAUAAGAUCUGCCAUAAUUGGUUUUUGCAGUUUUGCAAAACUUUUUUAUUAGAUUUUUUGCACUAAUUCCUGUUAGCUUUGUGCCACCGAGUUCUGGAAUUAAUCUAAUUACUGCUUUUUAAAAAAUUAUGUUUCCUUCUGUCUACUAUCACCCUGCUAUGCAAAACCUUUCCCAAACCUUAGUUUCCUAAAAAGAUCACCAUUCCAGCUCCCAAUUCUUCCUUAUUCCAGCUCAGGCAUGCAGGAUACUCUGGUUUGAUUCUACCUACUGAAGGCCCUUUCCUUUUUGUACUUAAAAAUGGCACCUCAAUCUCUGCUUAACAAGUACUAUAAAACUGAUAGCUCAGUAUGGAAACACUUUAAAAUAAAUACUAAGAUGGAAGUAGUCCAAAAUAGGUUAUUCUGUCCUCUUAAAAAAAAAUCCCUGCUAAUGCUCUGUACUCAUCCAAGAAUUGGAUAUUCCAAUGAAUCAAGAUCACAUCUCCUCACGCCACAGUAUUUCUGUAGAGAUAGAGGUGCGCUGGGCUUACUCAUUUACAACUUGUUGCAGCAACUUUUCUUACUGUAGGCAAUAGAUUGCUGUGUUUUUAACAGAUUGUGACAAAUUCUACGCAAUUCUUUUUGUACGUAAUAGGACAUUUCAUCCUAGAAAAAAUAAUGU